Messenger RNA from Perkinsus marinus ATCC 50983, 1209 nucleotides. RefSeq lists its product as hypothetical. Lineage: Eukaryota; Perkinsozoa; Perkinsida; Perkinsidae. The record is from RefSeq and is a predicted model, not a curated record. Bases 1 to 1209 code for a protein of 402 amino acids. Gene Ontology annotation, cellular component: Golgi membrane. Gene Ontology annotation, biological process: pyrimidine nucleotide-sugar transmembrane transport. Gene Ontology annotation, molecular function: pyrimidine nucleotide-sugar transmembrane transporter activity. The transcript has a single exon.
AUGGCGUCUGUCCCGUGGUUCACCGUCGUGAGCGUCUUCUUGCUCCUUAUGACCGGCCCUCUCAACACGAUGCUCACCAAAGUUGUCUUUGAGAUCACCUCAGUCGGCUACUAUGGCGAAUUGAAGAAGUUCCACAAGCCUUGGUUCACAACGCUCCAGAUGUUCCUUGGUAUGGCCCCGGCGAUCUUGGUGCAUUUCUGUCAAGUUUUCGUGCAGACUCACCGAAGGAUGAGUGAACAACGACGAGCUUUGCUUGAAAAGCCCGACUCUGUUGAUACGCGGAGGCCGGCUAAGAAGCUUCCUUUUUGGAAGUCUGCUUUGUACGUUGCUUUUCCAGCAUGUCUCGAUAUGACUGGUACGACUGUGAGCUACGUUGGUCUUCUGUAUAACUCAGCGUCGGUGUUCACCAUGAUGCGAGGGUCCAUCAUCGUUUUCUCUGCACUUCUUUCAAUCGUAUUUUUACACAGAAAAAUGAACAGACAGAAUUGGCUCGGCAUUGUCCUUUGUGUGGUUGCCGUUACUCUGGUCGGCUAUGCUAACCUCAUGAGUCACGACGAGAAGUCCAAGACGAACUCCCCGGCCUUGGUAGCUUUCGGUAUGGUCAUGAUCGUUCUCUCGCAAAUAAUACAGUCCUUACAGUUGGUCACCGAGGAGAAGUUCAUGAAGAGCAUCAAUAUCCCUCCCUUCUUAGUCGUUGGCAUGGAAGGCAUCUGGGGUACCCUCAUCAUGAUCUUCAUCGCUCUCCCCAUUAUCUACUAUAUUCCCGGUAACGACUCCGGUUCGUUGGAGAACACACUGGACUCGGUCGUCCUCUACGAGAACUCCUCCGAGAUGCAGGAUUUGAUGGGUAUUUAUGUGGCCUCCAUUUUCCUCACGAAUGUUUCGGGCGUUCUGGUCACUAAGUAUCUCAGCUCUGUACACCGAACCAUGAUCAGUGCCAUGCAGACAGCCGUCGUAUGGGUUGUAGGUCUAUUUACUUACUAUGCCAUGGACCCCAACAUGUCCUUCGCCGAGCCUUGGACGUUCUGGUCGUCAGUGCAGCUAGUUGGGUUCAUGAUGCUAGUCCUAGGCCAACUAGUGUAUGCUGAGGUCUUCGGAGUGCCUGGGUUCACUCCACCUACUCGAAAGCCGGAAAUCGUGAACGCGGAGAAAUUGGCCACGUUGAAGUCGCCAAUUUCUAUUCGCGCAAUGGUUCCUGAUAACCAUUGA